Bombyx mandarina (wild silkworm) is the source of this 1436-nucleotide messenger RNA. Its product is annotated as TLC domain-containing protein 3A. The record is from RefSeq and is a predicted model, not a curated record. Gene Ontology annotation, biological process: lipid homeostasis. Lineage: Eukaryota; Metazoa; Arthropoda; Insecta; Lepidoptera; Bombycidae. Gene Ontology annotation, cellular component: endoplasmic reticulum; membrane.
UUCGGGAAGACGUCAUUCAUCAGCCGAAAAGACUGCAAAAUUUCGCUUGCGAAAUUAAAUAGCGCUAUUCAGAAUAAUUGAAUAACCAUAAUUUUGCGUUGUUUACAUUUAUAUAAUAAUGUGUGAUUGAAUUGUAGUCAGGUAGUGUUGUGUGCUAUAAUUUUUCGUCAUGGAUCCGACAUUUACUAAGCCCCAAAACCUUCGGCCAGCUAUGUGGCUGCUAUGCAUUAGCAACGUGGCCUCACUCCUGGCUGCUCUCAACCUCGUCAUCUGGCUGGAACCGGACGAGAGGAUAUCAGUACCGCGAGGCAGUGCUCUGACCGUCCUGGGUCUGGUUUAUUUCACGAGCCUGUUCGAGAUUCUGAACGUGUGGGCUCUGUACACGGAGGCCGGGAGUCGGAUCAGACACCAGUACGCACUGAGCCACGGAGACGUUUUGGACAUCAACAACAAGCUGGUGUCUGCCGUCCAGGCGGUGUACUGCGUGGCGACGGGCGUGGUGGUGUGCAGCCACUCGUGCCGCCGCGACUUCAUGCGCGCCUCCCACUACAUGUCCGAGGCGUACGCGUGGUUCGGAGCCGCCUACUUCUUCUACGACAUAUGGUCCAUGUACAUGGUUCACAUCCAGAUGGUGUCCGGCGAGGAGUCGAUGAAGGAGCAGGUCCGGAGGCGGGUGAGCGAGAGGAAGGCGCCGGUGUCGUUCCUCAAGUACUGCGCGCACGAGCCCGUCAUACUGCUGCACCACGUCUUCAUAGGGGGCUUCGGCUUCCUCGUCAUUGUUCACCUGCGCGGCUCGCUGGGCGACUGCGCGUUCGGCUGGGUGUACGGCAUGGAGGCGUCGACGCCGCUGGUGUGCGCGCGCGGCGUGCUGGCUCGCCUGCGCCUCAAGCGCUCGCCGCUCUACCUCGCCAACGGCCUGCUCAUGCUGCUCACCUUCCUGCUGUGCCGCGUGCUGUCGCUGCCCUACGUGUGCUGGCUCUACAGCCGCGAGCUGGGACUCACCUACGUGCAGGCGAUACAGUCGCUGCCGACGGGCUGCAAGAUAUCCAUCUGCAUCCUCCUGCUCCCGCAGCUGUACUGGUUCUACCUGAUGUCCGCGGGGGCGCUGAAGAUGCUGUUCCGCGCCGGCAAGCCUUCCGAACUCGACGGCAAGGCGCCCCGGCCGACACCCGCGGCCGACAGGUCCGCCGGCGACGCGACCGAAGUGACCGACAAGCACAGUUGAUGUCGGCGGAGGAGCCGCAAGCGGAAACCAAAGGCUUAGUUUUAUAUAUUCCUAGUUCUUUGUUCUGACUUUGGAGGGUAGAUGUAAAGGGCACCAUCUUGUAUGGGGGAAAAGUUGAAGUGUCCACCUGUAAACAGUUACUUGUCGUUGGAAGACUCACCGAAGUAGCUAGCUAGUGUAGAUGUCUAUGGGCUCCAGUAACCACUUAAUA